Nerophis lumbriciformis (worm pipefish) is the source of this 1053-nucleotide messenger RNA. NCBI's taxonomy places the organism in Eukaryota, Metazoa, Chordata, Actinopteri, Syngnathiformes, Syngnathidae. The record is from RefSeq and is a predicted model, not a curated record.
AUGGCUGGGUUAGGUUUUACCCCUGCCAGAAAACAAGACCUUUUCAGUAUCGAGACGUUUAAUUCACCAAGAAGCAACACUUGCAGUGGACAAGAGGCCAGAGAAUUUUACGAAAACCUUGUGAAAGACGAUAAAGUGACUUUCAAACAGCAUUGGAAUGAGCAGACAAAGAGUGGCUCCAGACGAAGAGACAGGAGAAGGAGGGCUGAAACUGAUUCUAGCAUAAUGCAAAGAAGAGGGGCAGCAGGAGGGGAAGGAAACAGAACAAGAAACGCAACCGGCGGAUACGUCAACUCUGAGAUGUCCUUAGAACUCCUGGGUCUCAAGCUGUUGCGCUGUGCGCAAGAGGGAGAUCUUGCUGGGUUGGAAGACUUGCUUGCGAAAGGGGUGGACAUCAACUUCCAGGAUUCCUUUUUCUGGACAGGCAUCAUGUGUGCGAGCUCUUCGGGACAAAGAGCUGCCGUGAGGUUGUUGCUGGAGAGAGGCGCUGCUUGGGUGGGUGUUGUGGACACUCAGGGUCGGGAUGCUAGAGAUCUGGCCUCACAGGCGGGCCACAGCGGUGUGUUAGAAGAGUUGGAGAACUACGGUAGAAGUCCACCAAGAGAAGCUAAUAGCAGGUCGGCACAGCCUCAGUGGUGCCAAGUGUGUGCUGUGGAGUACACAAGCGACCUGUCAUCACAUCUCUCCUCCACGCUGCAUCAGUUCAAUGUAAAGCGCGCCCCACCGGUACCCUGCUACUGUCUCCCGCCCUCAGCCAAGAGUUACAAAAUGAUGCUCAGCUGCGGCUGGCAGCCCGGCGAGGGCCUCGGCCCAGAUGGGCAGGGGCCCAUGCAACCUGUGGCCACAGUCUUAAAGAGGGACCAGAAAGGCCUCGGCUAUGGACCGAUGGUGAAAGCAAGAGUGACUCACUUCAAAGCGGGUGAUCGGGGCUCAGUGAAAAUAGCACUUGCAAAGAAAGAGAAGGGCAAGACGAAAGAGGAAAGUUGGAGGAAAGAACAGCAGGACAAGGAAUGGGAACGAGAUUUCCGUGCCUCUUUUUAUUGUGAUGCCUGA